AUGGACAAUGUUCAGCAUCCCUCAACUGUCUUCACAGAUGAUGAGCCAUGGAUGAGGAAUAACGAGAACGUUGCGCGCUUGAUGUCGUUAUUCACGCAACGCCCGGCACCUUCUUUGAUUAACCCUCAAGAAAGAGGGUUGCCUUUGUGUUUAUUGAAUUCCUGCAGGGAUGUAGGGAACGAAGUAGGGACCCCACGCUCUAUAUCUGAGAAUUUUGUAUUGCCUUCGCUCAACACAGUGAGAAUUCUCAAUGCCGAUUCCAAACCGCGGGAGUUAGGCGGCGUUUGGCGAGGAAGGUACGGGGUGCGGCCCGUUAUGUACCUAAAGUUCUGCCGCAGCGCAGCAGAUGGCGGUGGGUGUUCGAGGUGUAGAUGCGAAAGUGAGUUACCGCUUUUAUCCCGCAGCAAUUCGGAGAGCUCUUCACCGUCUAAUGUGUCUUACAAGACCUCAAUUCCACACCCGUCGAGGCCUUUCGCGCCACAGCCGCUGAUUUCGUACGACCGCAGGGCUUGCAGGAAGACAACUGACGAAAACGCCGCUGAUGAUAAAGAGUCUCGCGUCAAGGGCACAUCGUGCGUGUAUUGCAGUGUAUGCUUUCGUCAAAUGAACACCACCAAAUCCGAAUUCACAGAACGGCCGAGGUAUUCUUCGCCUGGUGGAUGGAUAAUCUUUUUGGAGCGUGAUGAGUGCCUCGCUCGGGAGUGCAUCGUAGAGGAAUGGCUUGAGAUUCUUCUCAAGACGCCACUUCCAGCUCAUUUUGGUCACUCUCCUCCACCUAGAGGAGGCGAUCCCGAUCGAGGUGGAAAGCUAGAAAAUAGCGAGAGAAGCUUAGCACGACACCAAAGGUGUAGCGGUGUCUCCCAGGCACAUUUGAGGUACUACGCUCACCCAGCACUGUUAUUAGCGAUUGAACGUUUGUCGGUAAGGGAAUUUUUAGCUCGGAGGCGGCUGUUGGAUGAAGAGGAUGAAUGCUUUAGCAAACAUUACAAAACUUUAGGACAAUUCCUGCGAUGCGUGGCGCCAAAUGGCAGCACAACUCGUACAUACGGUUUUUUACGUGCUUGGAUUGCGAGGCAUCGUGCGCGAAAGGUAGUUCAUUUCAACCAGCAAGUGCAAUUAAAGGCCCGUGAGGAUGCGGCGCGACAGGAUCUCCUUAGCGAGCUUUGUUUGGAGCGUCAUCAGCUCUUUGAACGGUUAGUAGAGGCGAUGGAGAAGAUAGACCGCAUCAGCAUCCUGCGCAUGCAGUUGAUCACAUCGUAUUCGCACGGCGUCAUCGCUAUUCAGCUUGCAGAGCAGGUCGCGCGAUUUCCGGUUCUUUUUGGGUGCUUCAUGUCUUGCGCAGGGAAGCGCGCUCGCAUUAACGCGCACACCGCCUUCCAUAGAUUAAUCCUGCAAGAAGAGCACCACCGGCGCCUCAUCGAGCGAGAAGAGGAUCAAGAGCAGGACGUAUUUCUCACAAUAGACCAAGAAGAGCGCAUCACAAAACGGGGCGAACCAGCCGGGCGCAGAGCUAUUGAAGGGGAAGAAGAGGAAGAAUAUUGGAAGCUCGCGUGGCGGGUGUUUCUACUUGAAUUCUACUACACUUUUCGAGAUGUAGAGCAGUACGAGGCAGCGACGCGAGAUACCACAUUCAUCUGGGUGAAGAAAAUGCCAAUUGAAUCCCAGGAAUGA
Messenger RNA from Phytomonas sp. EM1, 1671 nucleotides. Lineage: Eukaryota; Euglenozoa; Kinetoplastea; Trypanosomatida; Trypanosomatidae. The record is from the annotation of a GenBank genome assembly.